CAUCAUCACCUUCCAACUUCUUUUCUUCCAUUCUCUCAUUCCUCUCUUUUAUCUCUUUUAUCAUCAUCUCGUCCUCCUCCUUAUCUCACUCCCAUCACUGUCAUCCCAUCCCAUCCAUCCAUCCAUCCGUCAACCAUCAACUCACCAUUGUCUGCAUGGCUUAGGUUAACCCAUCGCUCAUCUUACACCCCUCCACCGAAACAUCCAGCCAACCCCCGCUUCGCCAGUCUGUGACUCUGUGACCAUGGCCUACUACGACGGGCGCCAAUAUUCAUCUCGCCCUUCUGCUGGCUAUAACCCUGACUACUAUUACCCCCCCUCUCGCCAUCAAACCGAUGUUGUGCGUCAUCAUCGGGAUGGCAGUGUCGAGUCCUUCGAGGCCGUCCACCGCGACUACCCCCCCGCCGAUUAUGGCUACGAGUACGGCUACGGCAUUCCCCCGCAGGGAAAACCCACCCGCGCGUCCACCGUCCACGAAAGUGUGCGCCGUUCCCACUCCGUGAACCCCCGCGACCCUUACGACGACGGCUCCGACUACUAUCGGCACUCACAUCGCCGCUCCAGACGCCAUGACGAUCGACAUGAUAGGGGUCGAUACUCCCGGUCCCCCUCCGACAGCCGCUCGCCCCCACCGCGCCGACGCAAGUCCAUCUCCGAGCAAGCCCUGGGGGCGCUAGGGUUGGGAUCGCUUGCUUCGUCGGGCUCGAGACAUCGGGAGCGCGGCCGCUCGCAGGCCCGCGACCGCAAAUCCUACUCCUACUCGCCGUCUCCGACUCGCUCGCGGAGUCGCCAUCGGCGCGAGAAAAGCGAGCAACGCAUCGCACAGGCGAUGCGGGCCGCUCUGACCGCCGGAGCCAUCGAGGCAUUCCGCGUCCGCAAGGACCCCGGGGAGUGGACCGGCGCCAAGGGGAAGCGGAUCUUGACCGCUGCCAUCGCGGCCGGGGGCACAGAUGGACUGGUGGACCGCGAUCCCAAGAAGCACUCGAAGCGUCAUGUCGUGGAAUCGACCCUGGCCGGGCUCGCCGCCAACCACUUCCUGAACGGGUCCCGUUCCCGCUCCCGUUCCCGCGGCCGGCACCAUGGACGCUCCCAGAGCAACAGUGGCGUGAAGAAUCUCGCUGCCACAGGCGCCUUGGCUGCGAUCGGCAAGGAAGCAUACGAUCGGUUCCGCUCCAGGUCCCGUCCCCGGGACCGGAGUCGGGGCCGAUCUCUCUCGCAGGACAGCUACGAGGACCGUCGUCCGAGACCGCGGAGCAAGAGCGUCUCGGACUACAUCCACAAGGGGAUGGAGGCGCUGGGUCUGAGCGAGAAGGACCACCGCCGGGACAGCCGGGACAGCCGGGACCGAGAUGGCCGCCGCUCGUCCCGUCGGGAUGAUUACCCCGACGACUAUAGCGACUAUGAGUAUCGCCGUCACCGAAGCCCGCGGCGCUCCCGACAUUCUAGAGAUGUGAGUCGACCAAUUGUUCACGCCGACGAAGCUGGCUAUAGCCGUACCCGUGCCCCGGAUGAGCCCCGUUCCAACUCCAACAGCACCGAGGAUUGUGACUCUGACUUAGGAAGCAGUACCGAUGAGGAGAAGCGCCAGAAGAAACUAACGCGCAAGACGCUGGUCAAGACCGGCCUGGCGACCGUGGCCACAAUCCACGCCGCCCAUGAGCUCUAUGAAAACAUGGAAAAACACAAGAAACGAGCCGAGCAGCUCCGCGAGGGCGAGAUCACCCCGGAGGAAGCGCGCCGCCGGCGCCUCAAGGCCAAUCUCGGCGAUGUGGCCAGCGUGGGCAUCGCCGCCUGGGGUAUCAAAGGCGCCGCGGAUGAAUGGAAACAUGCGGCUGAGCUCCGGAAGGAGCGCCAGAAGUUGCGUGAGGAGUGCGAACACAAGCGCGAACUGCGCCAUCAGCGCGCGCAGAGCCACGCGGGAUAUGACCAUCACCAACCGCGGACCAUGUACCCGGAUGAGAUCGAGGAGCACCAUCCGUCCGAGUAUGGGUCCACCCCGCCGAGCCUUCGGUCUCGUUCGGCGGGACGGUCGAGGCGGGUGCCCAUGGCGCAGUAUGCUUGAUUGCCUGUGCAAGGAGAAAGACUUGAUAUAAAGGGGCUCAGCGCCCGUUGGAUGGUGCUGUGUGUAGGAUGUGUGUGUUGCGAUGAUAUGAUGAUGAGCUUAUGACUUGAUGAAUUCGCGAGACGUGUCCGUCUUAGGCUGAUGUAUUUUACUUCUGGGUGCUGUGGUUCCGUGGGUUGGGUUUUUGUUUUGAUGCGUGGCUUUGUGAUGCGUGCGGCCCUACUGAUGACGAAUUGAUGAUGGGAUCUUGGGGGCCAUCUGCUCUACCAUUGAUGAUUGUUUUGACAUUGCUUGUUCGGGAUUAUUUACUAUAUUACCAGAAGUGAGCUGGCUCGAGC
This is a messenger RNA of Aspergillus aculeatinus CBS 121060, 2400 nucleotides long. RefSeq lists its product as uncharacterized. The record is from RefSeq and is a predicted model, not a curated record. The transcript has 2 exons. Lineage: Eukaryota; Fungi; Ascomycota; Eurotiomycetes; Eurotiales; Aspergillaceae. Bases 245 to 2062 code for a protein of 605 amino acids.